UCGUCGAGCAAACCAGUCGAUCUGUGGUAGUUGAUGUGAUUGGUGGCAAAGUAGUUGGACGCACAGUUCCACGGCAACGGAACAAGAAGCAAAACUAUUGCCAAACCAAAACUACCUAAUCGUUGUUCCGUACGUUGCUCCGUAAGUUCGCUUGUGCUUUCUCCGCCGUUGAUCAAGUGCCAACCGUUUGUGUUUUGCCGUUUCGGUUACCGUAAAAAAUCCCUACAAAAAUGCAAAAGUGUUGAGAGAAACUGCUUGAGUGUCUGUUGAUAACCAGAGAAACAGGCAUCAGAGAGACAAGAGGGCAGUAAUAAAAUGAUGCUAGUGAAGUGUUUGGACUGAUGUGGAACCAUUCCGAAACGAGCCAUAUAUUUACUUCCAACGUCAGGUGUGACUGUGUAUAGUAAGCAAUGAUUGGUUACAGUGUGAUUGAGACGCUGUGGCUGCUUCUAUUCUUAUCUGCUUCGAUCAUUUGUCCAGCAUCAUUUUCUGAAGUCACAGUGAUAACCGAUCCAAAGUUCAUUACGCCCAUCAGCAAUGUAACAGCGGCCGUGGGACGUGAAGCUACCUUAACAUGUGUAGUGCAUGAUCUAGGUGCAUAUAAGGUCGCAUGGUUGCGGGUGGACACGCAGACCAUCCUCACCAUCCAAAAUCAUGUCAUUACGAAGAACAAACGGAUUGGCAUAACGUACACGGAGAAAAAAACUUGGCAACUACGUAUCAAGGACAUCCGUGAAACUGACCGGGGAUGGUACAUGUGCCAAAUCAAUACGGACCCAAUGAAAAGCCAGAUGGGAUAUCUGGAUGUUGUAGUACCGCCGGACAUCCUGGACUACCCAACGAGCACUGAUAUGGUUGUGCGGGAGGGCAGCAACGUGACGCUCCGGUGUGCCGCCGUCGGAUCGCCUGCCCCAGCAAUCGUGUGGCGCCGUGAAGCUGGCGAUAACAUUUCACUGCAAGACGGUGAGCAAGUGGCAUCCGUCGAAGGCCCAACGUUUACCAUUCCGAAAGUGAACAGAUUGCACAUGGGUGCGUAUCUGUGUAUUGCUUCUAACGGAGUCCCACCUUCGGUCAGCAAACGGGUAAUGUUGAUAGUGCACUUUCCACCGAUGAUAUGGGUUCCCAAUCAGCUGGUCGGCGCAGUUGAAGGUCAGCGGAUGACUCUCGAAUGCCACUCGGAAGCGUACCCCAAGUCAAUUAACUACUGGACCCGCGAGAAGGGUGAUAUCGUCCCACAAGGUGGGAAAUACGAGCCGGUUCUGAUAGACAACGCGUACAAAGUGGUGAUGAAGCUGAGCAUCAAGGUUGUGAGCCAGGCCGAUUUUGGUGCCUACAAGUGUAUCGCCAAAAAUUCCUUAGGCGAAACGGAUGGAACCAUCAAACUAUACAAGCUACCAAAAAGUGCAAUCAACUCUGUGGAAGCUGUGGACGGCAAGCGAAGAAAUAAAUCGCGAAAAGGCAGCAACUUUUACGAAGCUAAUGAUUUUAUGGACGAUGACUUAGACAGUAGCAGCAAGAGAAAAGAUUUAAUCAUAAGCGGUAAUCGCAAUGACGACAGCUAUGAGAUAUCUACAACGGGCGUGAAUGGAGCCGUUUGCUACGACGAUUUACCGUGCUGCAGGAAGUAUAUAACCAUAGUACUAGCUGUGGCUAUUUUCGUAUUGGACGUUGGAACUAUAUGACGUUUGUAAUGAACACCUUACAAAUCAAUAGAAUAGAAUAGACAGACAUUAGCAUAGAGUAAUCGUUUAUUUCGAUCGUUCCUUACGAGUUGAUUCUGUUUUGCGUAGAUGCUCUUAUGAUUAUUGAAUUAUGAUUGUAAAUUGUGUUAUUUUGUAUGACAAUGUGAGAGAUGCAAGUCACGCUGGCAACAAUUAAAACAAUGCAAAGCAAACCGAGGGAAACAUGCGCUAGAAAACAAAAAGAGGGAACUAGUUGUUAACUGUAAAUACGCGGCUACGAUAAAUAAGUAAAACCUAAACCAACAAACAAAAGCAACAUCGAUACAUAUCCGUAGACAAAUUAAGAAGCUUAGAUAAGAAACAAUUCACAAAAAA
Molecule: messenger RNA, 2057 nt
Organism: Anopheles stephensi (Asian malaria mosquito)
Lineage: Eukaryota; Metazoa; Arthropoda; Insecta; Diptera; Culicidae
Product: lachesin-like
Exons: 11
Coding region: 411-1682 (423 amino acids)
Cellular component (GO): neuron projection
Source: RefSeq, a predicted model, not a curated record